This is a messenger RNA of Symbiodinium necroappetens, 942 nucleotides long. NCBI's taxonomy places the organism in Eukaryota, Dinophyceae, Suessiales, Symbiodiniaceae. The record is from the annotation of a GenBank genome assembly.
AUGCCGAAUUGCGAGGAAUGUGCCGCAAAGUUGUGGAGCGGAAACAACAGAACGCUUUGGUUUUUGGUUUGGCUAGAGCUCUUGAUUCUUCCACGAUGCUGCAGCCGCGGUCAUGAGUGGAAGUUUUCAAACGGAAACGACAAUGAAGAUGGUUCCUACUGCCAUCUGCACUGCACAGCCCGGUUGCAGGAAGUGUUUCCUGCCAGCGAGGAGGACGACGAGAAAGUACUCACAGAGACUGGUCUUGCUGAGAAAACAUGGGCCAAGAUCCGCAACAAGAUCCGAGAUCUGCUUUGGCUUGUUAUUCAACAGCAGUUCAAUCGUGUGCAACUUGGUGGUCCUGGCCGUGUGGUCGUCAUCGAUGAAACCUUUUUCACCAGGAAGAUAACGAAUGCAGGAGGCUUUGUUGGAAGGAGCACCAUGGGUAACAAGACCAUUGUUAUGGGCUUUUUGGAGUUGGACUUGGCGAAACAGGCAACUUUGAAGCGGGAGAUUGAGACACAUGUGUUACCGGGUUCCCUCAUCUUCACGGACCGGCACAAGUCGUACCACUUCUUGGGACGCAGACAAAGCCAGUACGUGCACCGAGCUGUCAACCACAAGGCUGGUGAGUUCUCCCGCAUGGAACGCAUAUUUGGUCAGGACAUCAACGUCACGACCAAUGCGGUGGAAGGUUUGUUUGGACGCUUAAAAAAGUACUUGCGCCAACGUGAAUAUCUCCGGAUUGGCAAGCGGGCCUAUGGCGAAGUCCUUGCAGAGUUUCUGUGGCGGCAAAGAUGUUCUGCUUUUCGCGUAGAGCCCUUCUACAACUUGCUGCGCGAGAUUAAAGUUUGGCAAGAUGUGCAUCCCAGGCGGCCGCAAGCGGAUGGGAGUGCAGACAGCAUCAGUUUGAUGUUUCUGGAAGGCUUAUUGCCGUUAGAAUAUGGAGGGGUCCUGUUUUAG